Messenger RNA from Condylostylus longicornis, 1338 nucleotides. RefSeq lists its product as uncharacterized. The record is from RefSeq and is a predicted model, not a curated record. Lineage: Eukaryota; Metazoa; Arthropoda; Insecta; Diptera; Dolichopodidae. The transcript has 5 exons. Bases 1 to 1338 code for a protein of 445 amino acids.
AUGUCAACUGAAAAUAAUUAUUUUGCUCCAUUAAGCCAAAUACCAGCAAAUGAUGAUAUUGAUGAAUCAAUCAAUGUUAAAAAAAGAAGAACACGUGCCACAUAUCGAUUUUUAAAUACAAUUGUUUCGUGGGAAUAUUAUCAAAACACCAGUAAAUAUGGUGGAAUCGUUCAAUGCCACCGUUGCCAAACAUUUGAAAAGCAAAAACCCAAUAUUGAAAAUCAUAAUACCAAAUGUACCAACAGUAAAGAAAGCCACCAAGCCAGUUCAACUAAAUGUAAAGUAGGAGCUGAAUAUAUUGAAUUACAGGUUGCCUUAAAAUUACGCAAGGAUAGAGAAAACGGAGGCCACGGUUUCGUAGGAAUUUUUGUUAAGCGUGGAAUAAAGAACCAUAUAUUUUCUAAUCUUUAUACUGAAAUUCUGGAAACCAUUUCUAUUAAAAUAUUAUCUAGUUCUGGUGAUUACCUGGUGAUAGCAGCUUAUUUCAAAGGAGGUAAUAGUAAUUCCGAUUUAAACACUAAAUUUAAACGAGAUUUGAGUCUUUUUUCUAGAUUGCCAUAUAAAUACUUAUUGAUUGGUGAUCUGAACUGCAGAUAUACUUUUUGGAAUUGUAUAGCUAAUAACCAUUGGUGGAAAAUACUUCACGAAAAUACUAACAAUAUGAAAUUUCAUAAUAUAUUUUCCAUCUACACCAACACAUUUUCCCAGAACUUUAAGAGGAAAUCCUUCAACAAUAGACAAAACUUUCCGGUUUUAUUCGAUUUAGAUGGCCAACCACAAAAAAGUGAGUGCGACUCUUUAUUCAAUUUUGCAAUGGAAAACUGGAAAACAUUUUUACGAUAUAUUGAACAGAAUUUACCAAAUAUUGAUAUCGAUACCAAGCAGGAUAUUGACGAAUAUUUAUCCAGAUUUAUAUCACUUUUAAAUAAUGCUGCAAAGUGUUUAGUUCUAAUUUUGAAAAUUAAACCCGCAAAUAAAAAUAAACUUCUCCCCAAUAUACAUGAUAUAACAAGUUCUCGUAAUAUGCUUCUUAUACAAUGGCAAAGAAACAGAAACGGUAAUACAAAAAAAUUGCUUCUAAGUAACGCGGAAAAAGCUAGUGCACUAGCCGAUUUUUUUAGCGAACUGGAUCCACUUGCACGCAACCCUAGUGAUUCACAAACUGAGAAUGCAGCUAAUUUAAAUUUACGCACUUUAUUAAGUAUAAAUAUUAACACAAAUUCUAUACACAAAUUCACUUCUGAGGAAUUAAAAAACAUUAUUGAAACACGAAAAGACAACAAAAGUCCUGGUGAAGAUGGAAUUAAUAAUGAAAUGUUAAAAAUGCUACCGAAAUAA